AUGUCGCAGGAUCCAGUCUCGGUCGGGACAGAGCCAGCAAUCCACCUCUUUGUGUUCAGAAAGACGCUCAAGAUCCGUCAAGGCUGGUCCCAAGACGGUGGCAGGACCAAGGCGUUCCUCAAUGUGAGUUUUGACCUCGGGCAGGUGGAGCGGAAGAUCCUGCACUUUGAUCGGGGGGUCUUCGUGUACGAAAUCCGGAUCCUGCCCGGUAACGUCAUCGAGGGGGUCAAGGUCGUCGAGUUGUCCAAGGGCAAGAUAUAUGAGAACUCUGAUCCUCAGAUGUUUCCGCUCGCCGGCGUUUCGUUUGCGUCUGGGGUGACGGUCCGGUUUGAGGUGCUUCCCAAGGCUGAGUUCUGGGCCGUGCAUGAAGCUCCCGUCAUGGAGGCGCUAGCUGGUAGAUACACCGAUGUGGCGGACGCGGAGAGGGAUUAUGUCGCCAUGAACAAGCGAGCCGUUCUCGUGGAGGCCAGGGAGGAGCUCCAGAAGCUGGCGGUCCAGGGCUGCACGGUCAAGGGUGCUGUCGUGGCGGAUCGAGUGGUGCUGGGGAUAUGGCCCGCCGAGGAGCGGCCGUUCCGCUUGUAUCGGGGAUGCACCAUCCUCCUCCGGGGCGCGAAAUGGUUCCUCCCGGCCAAGGCGCAGAGCUAUCCAGUUCCGGGGAUGAAGGGAGCCUCAGAGUGGACAGCAGUGGUCACGGAGUCUUCGAUGAAGUGGAAGCAACUUCUGUCGGCCCCGAUCCACGCCCUCCUCCGCAACAAAGUCGAGCCCUGGAAGGUCCCCCGCAUCAACGAAGAGCACGUCAAGAUUCUCCCUCUUUUGAACCCGGCUAUCGAGGAGGUCUCCGUCCAGGCCAGUGAGUUCGACAACAUCUGCCGUGCCUUUGAACUCCAAGACGCGGGCCUCUCAGCCAGCCAUCGCCUCGGCUCCUUGUUCCUGCCGCACAGUCCAAUGAUCACCACAUAUCACCCGGUGCCACUGCCAGACAAGCCCGGCAAGCUCAUCCCGGCCUCGUGGGGUCUGGACGACCUACAGAAGCAAGCGGUGAUACAGAUCGUGGAGCACCGGCUAUCGCUCGUGGUUGGUUCACCCGGAACAGGCAAGACGAGGACAGCUGCAGCUAUAGCAGCGUUUGUGAGCAGCAUCCUCCCCGCUGGGAAAGCAGGAUAUGCCAAAGUGGCCAUCUUAGGACCUACCCACGCAGCGGGAGAAGCCGUGAUCAACCAGCUGGCCCCUUUCUUCCGGUCCUUUGGCCUCCAGCCACGGUUCCUACAUCUCCGAUCCUGGGGCGAAACCGAGGCAAGGCUUUUCGCGGGCAAAGAGUCGUUGCACGACGAUAUGGGCCGGAUGCUGCUCCUCGCCAACCACGACAAGCCCUCCUUCGCCGCUUUCUCGGAAGGAGUGGAAGCCAUCCGGAAAUCGGGGACAGCUAGUGGCUACACCGAUAUGCGCCGCUUUUCGGCCCAGAGAAGUGCCCUCGUCGAGGAGAUGAUGAGACACGUGGAUAUUGUGGUCACCACCCCCGUCAACGUCUCCGAAAUGCUCCGCCGCAGGUUCAACCCGGAGUAUCUCGUGUUCGACGAGGCCAAUGCCUACCGGGAUACGGAGAUCUUCCACGUCCUGGCCAAGCUUCCGGGGGCGUCGCGAAUGCUGUUCCUGGGGGACUGCAGGCAGAUGUGGCCUGUCGCGUUCACGAAAGACGGGCAAUCGGCCUGGGCGGAAUCGGCGUUUGAGCGACUCACCAGGAAGCCCUACAAGAGGACGGUGCUCAACCAGCAGUUCCGGGCGCACCAAGCCCUCUACCAGCCGACAUCUCUCAUCUACAACGAUGGCCAGGAGGUAAAGAGCGCGCACUGCACCUCGCCCUUCGCCAAGAGGUUCGCCGGCAAUGCCACCAUCACGAUCAGCCACAAAGGCCGCGCCUGGGCCCUCAAGGACAUGGUCGGAUUCCUCCACAUCCGGAGCCCGACAUCUCAGGACACGGACGGCUCCCUCAUGAAUGCCGGCGAGGCCAGUCUGGGGCUGGCCCUGGCAAUGCAGCUGAUCGCCAGCGGGGUCAAGGACGUUCUGAUCAUGUCUGCGUAUCGUGCCCAGGUGGCGACGGCAUCGAACCUCCUGGCAAGCCGGUGGCCGAACGCCCCCAUCGUCCCCAGGAUCCAGACAGUCGAAGCCUCUCAGGGCUCCGAGGCCGCCGCGACCAUCAUCCUGGUCACGAGGAACAUGGGCGCGGCAAGUGUGCUGCGUACCUCCAAGAGGUUGAACGUCAUGACGUCCCGGGCGCGUCACUUCCAGUAUUUCGUGGGAAGCUGGGACUGGGUAACGGGUAGGGAGCUCCGACAGGGCGCCAGGCACCUCGGUGAUCUUUUCCAACUGUUGGAAAAGAACUUCCCUAACUUUGUGAUUGGACGUUGA
Aspergillus heteromorphus CBS 117.55 is the source of this 2406-nucleotide messenger RNA. RefSeq lists its product as uncharacterized. Gene Ontology annotation, molecular function: 5'-3' DNA helicase activity. The coding region runs from base 1 to 2406 and encodes 801 amino acids. The record is from RefSeq and is a predicted model, not a curated record. The transcript has a single exon. Lineage: Eukaryota; Fungi; Ascomycota; Eurotiomycetes; Eurotiales; Aspergillaceae.